GGAUUUGUCCUUCCCAAAGCUUGGGCGGAUGGAGGAGGAGGCUGCGAGGAAGCUGCCGUGGGCCCCCCAGGCAGACCCUGAGCUGAGGACGGAGAGCACGGAGGACAAAUCCCCCCGGCAGAGCCUGGUGGGAGAGGCCGUUUUGAAGGGCUCCCCGGCGCAGGAAGGCAGCGGGGAGGAAAAGGCCCGGAGAUGCCCCCGGAGGAGGGGCUGCAAAGCCAGCCCAGGGAGCUCUGAGGAGGAAAGACCCAUCCUGUGCCGGGAAGGCGGCCGGAGCUUGAGCCGGAGCUCUGAGCUGGUGGUCCCUGAGCAGCCUCCCAGCAGGGAGAAGCCCUUCAGGUGCUUGGAAUGUGGGAAGAGCUUCAGGUACAGCUCCGACCUCCUCAGCCACCAGCACAUCCACACUGGGGAACGGCCCUACCUGU
Myiozetetes cayanensis is the source of this 425-nucleotide messenger RNA. RefSeq names its product zinc finger protein with KRAB and SCAN domains 1-like. NCBI's taxonomy places the organism in Eukaryota, Metazoa, Chordata, Aves, Passeriformes, Tyrannidae. The record is from RefSeq and is a predicted model, not a curated record. The annotation marks the transcript as partial. Gene Ontology annotation, molecular function: RNA polymerase II cis-regulatory region sequence-specific DNA binding; DNA-binding transcription factor activity, RNA polymerase II-specific. The transcript has 2 exons. Gene Ontology annotation, biological process: regulation of transcription by RNA polymerase II.